Molecule: messenger RNA, 1829 nt
Organism: Caenorhabditis auriculariae
Lineage: Eukaryota; Metazoa; Nematoda; Chromadorea; Rhabditida; Rhabditidae
Source: the annotation of a GenBank genome assembly
AUGAUCAUUUUGACUGGUGCCAAUAUGGGCGGCAAAAGUACCUAUCUCCGGUCGGCGGCUCUUUGUGUUCUGAUGGCUCAAAUCGGUUGGUUUCGUAGAUUUUGUCUUCUUCUUUUUUUGAAUUCAAAAUAAGUUCAUGAGAAAUAACAAAAUAAAAAGAUAAUUUGUUUCCAGUUACAGAUAUAUGCUCAGAGGUUGCAAAAGUAGGAAAGUUUCAAAAUUUACUUUCGAAAUGUGUUUUCGACUAGAGUUUUUUUAAAUGACGAAAAAUUUCUUUUUUUUUCGGAUCACAUGGGUAUGGCAAUUAUCCCAAAAAUUUAAAAAAUGAGCUUGAUCGAAGGCUAUGUUUAAUAUACUUCUGGCGCAAUUUUACAACGAAAAAUGAAACCAUUUUCUGACUGCCAAAUCCCUUCGUAAUGAUUCAGUAAAUUUCUUUUUCUCGAUAAUAUUUUCUAACUGAAAUCUUUAGAAAAAGCGGAGGUAAGUCAAAAGCUCGUCGGAUUUUGUCAGAAACGAAAAUUUUCUCCAAAAUCAAAAGUUUUCUGAAGUGUAAAAUGAAACAUGAUUUGUUGUUGGGAUCAGAGAGACAUUUGAAGGUUCGUUCGUUCCGGCGGAUGAGGCGACGAUUUCUGCUGUCGACGGGAUCUUCACGCGCGUCGGCGCCUCGGAUCAGCAAUCUCGCGGGAUUUCCACCUUCAUGGCUGAAAUGCUCGAUUGCUCCAGCAUGCUAAAGGUUUUCAGGACCAGAGAAACAGGAAGGGAAUGUAGGAAACCCUCAGCAAGCCACGAAAGAUUCUCUUCUCGUCGUGGACGAACUCGGCCGUGGAACUUCGACUUUUGACGGAUUCGGACUGGCCUACGCUAUCGCCGAGUUUUCUGAAAUUCCCAGAACUUUUUCCAAAUGAUAGGCCGUUUCCAGAGAAAUCCUGAACAAAAUCCGGUGCUCCUGUGUUUUCGCCACACAUUUUCAUGAAAUGGCCGAGCUUGCGGAACAGGAAGGCGCCGUCGCGAUGCAGGUCGAAACAUGAGAAUAAUUGGAACAAUUUUUAAUUUUGAGCCGAUUUGGAUAUCGUUAUUGAUCUAAACAAAAAAAAAAAGCAAAACUGCGAAAUUCCAAGUUGUUUUGUCCCUUUCUUAAAACUUAAUUGAGAAAAAUAGUUUUAUUGAUUCAUUUCGUUCUUAAUGAUCUGAUGACCAUUUAAUAAACCUUCAUUAAUAAUAAUCUCAUAACAGUGCUUCUUUUCCAAAAGACUGUUUUAAGCGUACAAAAUGAAUUUCUAUUGCAAUGUUAAAGCUUUAUCAGGUCCGUCCAGGGAUCGAACUUUUUGAAAAAAAAAUCUAUCUUAGUACCUAUCAAAGUGAGGAUAAAAAUCCUGAAGCUUCAGAUAUUAUUCAAAAACUAUUUCCCUAGGUCUGAGCCUAGUUUAAUCCUGUUGAUUGAGACAAGUUGAUUCAUUCAUAUUCACUUUCGAGUGGACCUUCUCUCUUUGACAGUUCUCAAGACCUCUUCGAAUUUAAUGAACGGGAAUGUUCCAGAUGGGCGUGACGAUGGAGAACAACCAGAUCACGAUGCUCUAUCAAGUCCGCCCAGGGAUCGCCCAGAGUUCCUUCGGGCUCCAAGUUGCUCGGGCCGUUCAUCUCGAAGAGAAUGUUGUUGCGGUUUCUACUAGCCUCAUAAAAAUCGAAUUUUUUUCUUUUUCCAGAAAGCCGAAGAAAUAUUGGCUGAAAUGGAAAACCGAACCGACGAGGAAUUCCUCGAGAAACUGAAAAAUGCGGACGACAACGAUCUCCGUCGCUUGAUCCUUCUCAAGGCCGAAAAAACACACUAA